ACGCGCGCGGCUCCGAACCCUAACUCGGUCCGUCCCAAGAGGCCCUGCGCGCAGGUUUCCAGGGCAACGCGCCGCGAACCCCUGCGGGGUUGACGCUGCCACGAGGCCGCGCCGGACAGGCACAUGACAGUGUCCCUGGGUGGAACUAUGGCAAGAACUUUAAAACUGUUCAGAGGAAUAAGAUAAUUCGGAACUUUAUGGUUGUUUACUAUGUCUUUGGCUGAUACAACAGAAACAGAUACAGAUGAACACUUCUCCAGGGUGGCGUUAGCAAACAGUAGGAGGUCUACAGAAUGCAGGAGCAGCCCAGGCACGGUUGAUUUUCCAAGGAACAGUAAUGCUUCUGAUAAGAGUGUUGAGUAUAGCAGAUCUCAGUGUUCCUGCAGUUCAACUUCUCAUUAUGAUUAUUCAGAAGACUUUGUUGCUGAAUGUUCAGGAACAGCUAUUAAUACAAAUUAUUUAGAAAAGCCUGUGGCAAAAGAAAAAAAGGAAAAGAAUAAGUAUAAUCUCUCUAAAAUCUCCCAACCUAAAGUUAACAGGUGGCCUUGUUACAGAGUGCCACAAUACUUGGAUUUCACUGGAUUCUUGCCUUUCAUCUCAGCUGAAGAAUCAAGGUUUACGUCGCCAAUGAACUGUAAAUACCUGUCCCAGCAUCCCAAGAUGAUCUCCAAGUCUGGCCAGAAGGAAAUCUCAGUUGAAAGAAGGCACAAGUGGAAUGCACUAUUUUUAAGUUCUCAAACCAAUGUGAUUAACCAAAGAAGAGAUGCUCUGACUCGUCGCAUACUCUCAGCAAGGCUUCAUAAGGUUAAAGAGCUAAAAAAUGAGUUAGCUGAUAUACAUCGUAAACUGGAGGCCACGGUCAUAGAAAACCAAUUUUUGAAACAACUUCAGCUCAGGCACUUGAAAACUAUAGGAAAAUAUGAGAAUUCACAAAAUAAUCUACCUCAAAUUGUGGUUAGACAUCAGAAUGAAGUAAAAAACUUACGGCAGCUACUCAGGAAAUCCCAGGAAAAAGAAAGAACUGUAUCUAGGAAACUUAGGGAGAUCGAUGGCGAACUACUGAAGACUAAGGAUGCCUUGCGUGAACUGCAGAGACUUUCUGAAGACAAAAAUCUUGAGGAGAGAGAAGAACUUACUCGAAGAUUGUCUAUUCUUACAACAAAAAUGGAGGCAAACAACAAAAAAAUACAGAGCUUAGAAAAACAACUAGGGUUGAACAACAGAGCCUUUAACCGGCAGUUGGCUGUUGAGAAUCGGAAGACUUUAGCUGCUCAAACAGCUACCAAGACUCUGCAAGUGGAAGUAAAACACCUUCAACAGAAACUUAAGGAGAAGAAUCGAGAGCUUGAAAUUAACAACAUCUAUACUAAUCGAAUACUUAAAAAUUUACGUGAUGGAGAUUAUACAAAAGUCUCUCCAACAAAAUCAGUACAAGCAGACAGGAAAAGUUUUUCAUUUACAAGUAUGAGACACCAGGAAACCCAAAUAUCAGAAGAUGUUCCAUCUUUGACAACUAAGGGUAAAAAGACAAUAAUAGGGAACAUUGGUCUUAAAGAAAAAACAACUCCUCACUCUAUGAGUAAACUACCAAGACAAGAGGAAUCCAAGAGGAAACAGGAAGAUGUAUCAAAAGAAGAGGAACAUUUGGAAGUACAGCCACCUCCGGAGAAUACUGGAAAGCAAACAGAGAGAAAAGAGGACCAAGAGAAGAAAAGUACUCCAGUGAAAGAAGAACAAGAACUGCCACCAAAAAGAACUCAAGUGAUUUGUUCUGAGAAAGAAGGCAAUCAGGAAGCUGAUACAGUGAAAGAAAAGUUUAAAAUAAGUCCACACAUAAAUGACGUGGAUGACAUACCUGAUAAAAAUGCUGCUCUAAUUACCAAAAUACCCUUCAGACAAAGAAAGCAUUAUUCAUUCACAGAAGCCACUGAAAACCUGCACCAAGGGCUCCCUGCGUCUGGCAGGGCCGCCAACACAGGCGCCAUGAGAUGCAGCCACAGCACCAGCAAGCAUCACAAUCACAUCCGAGGGCUGAAGCUACAACAGUCCCUUAGUGAAUAUGAGCCUUCUUUUGCUAAGUUUCCCAAUACAAAAGCAAAUGAUACAGCUUUCAGGAACAGAAAGAGCUGUGUAAUGGAAGAACUCUUUGGAUCUGGUUGUAUCUUAAAACAUGACCAAACAAGUACCACUGUUAAUAAAGGGGCUGAGGGAACUUUGGAAGGUGAGGUGCGUCGUCUACCUCCUACUCAGGCCUCCGCCAGCAAUGCUUUUGGAGAUGCUAAAGUAACUGUGGUAAAUUCUAUUAAGUCAUCUACCCCUACAGAAGGAAAAAGAAAAAUAUUUAUUUAAAUAUAAUCAAUAUCCUAAUACAUUCUGGUUUGGUAGUCUGGUUCUUAUGUAACUUUAGCUUUGUAAUUUAUGUGUGUAUGUGUGUGUUUCUGCAGUACUUAGGCUGACUUUGAAUAAUUAGUUUUGUUAUAUACUGCUAAUCAAGUGCAAAAAAAUCUAUUGUAUAUUAGUCAAUGAUGACUUUCAAAUACAAAAUUACAUCUUUUUUCCCUGCAACUGAAACAUUUCCAUUAUCUUCCAGAAGACUGAUUUAUAACUUUAGUAUUCUAUGGGUUAGUCAACCCAAGAGACAUUUCAUACAUAUAAGCAAUCAAAAUGCACUGUAACUUAACAUGGAAGCAGCUUUGAAAGGGAACAAUAUGAUCAAAAGACUCUCUUUAAAAAGCAAAAGCAUAGUGAUUACCAAGCUUGGCUUUAUGAAAAUUAAAUAAUAUGAAUGUUGUUCAGCUACUAUCCUGCCUUAGGAGGUUACACUUUCCUUGUAUUUAUGUAACAUGCAGCAUUUUUUAAAUUUACAGCUGUUGCACACCUAUACCUUAACCUUUUUUCUGUUAACUUUAUUCUUUAAAAAAAAGUGUAUCAGUAUAGUGUCCAUUCAAGGUAGUUGCUCAAUCCUAAUCAACAUAAUCAUUCCCCUCAGAAUACUUUAUAUUAGGACUAUCCAAAUAGGGGCUGUACUCCCAAUGUUAGUUACCUUCACUCAGUAUUUCAAAGGGCAACUUAUUUAUAAUUUAGACCAUACUAAUUCCAAAGAUGUUUACAGGUUGGUGUGUAUUACACACUUUUAAAAAUUAAGAAUGGUCAAAUAUUAACACACUUUUAAAAAUUAAGAAUGGUCAAAUAAACUUUUAAAAGGGAAAGUAAUUGUGGGAAAAGAGCUGUAUUUAAAACCAAAGUUGAGAUAAAUACUACAAUUGGCAUAAGCUUUGAUCUUUAUGAAAACCACAGUGGGGAUAAAAGAAGGAGAGGGAGGGGAUAGAGUGAAGGGUCGGAAUCCCACUCAUUAUAGGAGGAGAUAUGCACAUGUAUGUCAAAUGACAUAAAUGCCUGGUUUAUAGGACAAGUCCAGUGUGCUACCUGCUUUUGCAAAUAGAAAUCUUCCUCAAUUUAUGAUGGAGUUACGUCCCAAUAAACCCAUGCAUACCCUAGGUUGAAAACCCAUUUAAUGCAUCUAACCCACCAAACAUAGCUUAGCCUAGCCUACCUGAAACACGCUCAGAACACUUACAUAAGCCUCUGGUUC
Molecule: messenger RNA, 3592 nt
Organism: Manis javanica (Malayan pangolin)
Lineage: Eukaryota; Metazoa; Chordata; Mammalia; Pholidota; Manidae
Gene: LCA5L
Product: lebercilin LCA5 like
Biological process (GO): intraciliary transport
Cellular component (GO): axoneme
Source: RefSeq, a predicted model, not a curated record